UCUCUGAGUCCUUUCUUGACCAAUUUCCUCGGGACAGGUUCAGUUCUCCAGCUCUUCUCUUAUCAUAUCGACUUCCUUCAUCUCAACGACCCUAGUCGAAGCGCCCAGCUUCUUACUUCCAACCAACUUCCAACCAACUUCCAACUUCCAACGACCAACCAUGCAUAGUAUCUUCAGCAGAAUCAAUAAUGUUUCUGCUCUGUUUUCAUCCUGCAUGAUGGGCUUACUGGUCGCAAUCUCACUGUCGUCGUUUCUAUUGACCGCAGAACCCAAAGGACACCUUGCGAUAUCUUCUGUCAAAGUUUAUCCCUCAAAGGCUCCCAGAUAUCCCAGAAGAAAACAAGAGAUGGCUUUUGUCAAUUUUAACGUCACUGCUGACCUCACCCCUCUUUUCAACUGGAACACGAAGCAACUCUUUGUCUCCCUAGAAGCGGAGUACGAAAAUACUCAAGGCGUCAAGAACGAAAUCGUCAUCUGGGACCGCAUUGUGCGAUCAAAGGAUGACGCCUUUAUCAGGAUUGUGGGGAAGAACAAGUAUGCGUUCCGUGAGAUAUCGUCUACUUUCAAGAAAAUCCCGUCAGCACAUUACGCGCUGAAAUACAAUGUGAUGCCUUACGUCGGCCUUCUUACCUAUGGUGAAGCAGCUCGUACCGAAGAACCUGUAGAAUUUCACAUCGAAACUCGAGUGUAAUCAUAACGAAUGUACCAGUGGUAGAGACGCAAUUUGGGUUAAAUCUAGCAG
This is a messenger RNA of Marasmius oreades (fairy-ring Marasmius), 742 nucleotides long. RefSeq lists its product as uncharacterized. Gene Ontology annotation, biological process: protein targeting to ER. Lineage: Eukaryota; Fungi; Basidiomycota; Agaricomycetes; Agaricales; Marasmiaceae. The transcript has 6 exons. The record is from RefSeq and is a predicted model, not a curated record. Bases 161 to 691 code for a protein of 176 amino acids. Gene Ontology annotation, cellular component: membrane; signal peptidase complex.